AUGGAAUUGACCGAUCUAUCGCGGCCUCACCGGGCGGUCGGCUCACGUGACACACACAAGCAGACGCGUGCAAGCGCCCGGGCACCUCACGACCGACUGGUGGCCAACUGGCCACAGCUGGUCAGCUGCCCGGUGCCCUGCCCGCGACGGACCGCGGCCAUCAAGCAUCGCACGUCUUGCUCGGUGUCGCUCCACCUUGUGCGAAGAAAGUGUUCGGGGCCCACGCGGUGGUACGUGGCUGGUGGCGGCCACGGCGGCGUGCGCCGAGGCGAGGUCGCGCCCGAGACGUCACCGGCUGCCGCCGCCGCAGGGCCGCACUCGCAGCCAGAGAAAAAUAAUACAUUUUAUACGGAGAUGUUACAGAGCGGUCGACCUCUCUGCCUGUACUACUUCACGCACCCUUUCGGCGUGCUGUCACCGGAGCCACCGCGCGUCGCGGCCACAUUCGCGGCGGCACCGGCGGACGGCGCCGGCGUGGUGAGCGUGGCCGGUGCGCGCUACACCCUCGACCUGGGUGCCGGUUUCCCCGCCACCUCCUGGUUCCCGACGCCCUUCCCUGGCGACAUGUGGUCAUCACCAGGGGCGGAUGUAGGGAUGGGGGCGCGGUGGCCCGGCGGGCGCCUUCUGCCGCCGCUCCGAGUGGCGCGCCCGCCCCCGCCCAGUGUCUGGACCCGCUCCUCGUGCACCGGCAGCGGCAAGCGCUCGCUGCCCCCGCUAUCCGCCGCCCCCUUCCCGCCCAGCGCCCCCUCCACGCCGCCCCGCGACCGCGCUCCCCGCCCCCGCACCCUCGCGUUACGCAAGCUCGGGCGCGGGCAACGGAAGACCAUAAAAGGUACGCAGCAAGAUUUU
Iphiclides podalirius (scarce swallowtail) is the source of this 849-nucleotide messenger RNA. The record is from the annotation of a GenBank genome assembly. Lineage: Eukaryota; Metazoa; Arthropoda; Insecta; Lepidoptera; Papilionidae.